Cuscuta campestris is the source of this 1528-nucleotide messenger RNA. NCBI's taxonomy places the organism in Eukaryota, Viridiplantae, Streptophyta, Magnoliopsida, Solanales, Convolvulaceae. The record is from the annotation of a GenBank genome assembly.
GCCAAACGGGGCCAUAAUAUACUCUAGAGUAUCAAAAAACAUGAUUGAGAAUGACGUAACUUUUCAAUGAAGUUGCCAAGUUGGUAGUGUUCAUCUAGUCUUCUUCUUCUUCCGCCGAAAACGAAGAAAAAAAAGAAGAGGAAAGAAAGCCUUGCACUCAUUCUUUCACGCUCUCCCUCUUCACCAAAUACUCUCAUUUCCUCCCUCCCCUGCACUCAUCUGCACAGCCACCAUGUCUGCGGUGGUUUCCGGCGACUCGACAGAGCUCAAUGGCAGAUACAGAAAACCAAAGAUCCUUAAUCACCCCAAACCCAUUCCGGAGAUAGAUCCAAAUCCCCUUCUAAUCUCCCCCAAUCGUCCAAAACCCACAAUUUCCUCUCUGCUCCUUGCCCCAUUUUCCCCCGCCGUCGCCACCACGGACCCUACCACCGCCGCCACCCCUAAAAAGAAGAACUUUACUAGUUUCAGAAGACUGGGCUGCGCCGCCUCUUCUCAGGUGUCGGUGCCUGCUGUAAUUAGGUCGUCUGCUGAUUGGGACUCCAAGAGAGUGAAGAAAAAGAAGCAAAGGUGCAAGCUUUAUUCUGUCUCCGCCGCUGGCGGAGGAGCUGGCGGUGGCAAGGUCAGUGUCCCCGGAAAUCCUCCAGCGGCUGUGGGUUUUGUUACUUCUAGAAGGCCUGCUUUGGGGAGGAGGAAGGUGGAUGAUGAUACUGUCCGACCCCGAGAGAGAUCGGCAUGUUCUCUGAGGAGAAUGGUGAUCCCUGAAGAUGAUCCAUACCCUACUUUUGAACUGCCAAGGUCCAGAACAGGCAUUUUUGGAUCUAGGCAUCACCGCUAUUCUCCAUGUGGUUUUACCGAAGGGUUCUCAGAGGUGUUAAUGAUGCAAAGUACUCUAAUGGGAGGAGGGCUAGAAGGGCAUGAUCGAUACCGAGAUUGGAGACUUGAUGUGGAUGACAUGUCCUACGAGGAUCUGCUAGAACUUGGGGAUAGAAUUGGACAUGUGAGCACCGGAUUGAGAGAGGACGUCAUAGAUCGCCACGUCAGCAAAACGAAGCCCAAAUUCCCGUCACAUUUCUCAACCGAAACAGAAAGAAAGUGUAGCAUUUGUCAGGAGGAAUACGAAAGCGGAGAUGAGAUGGGGAAGCUAGAGUGCGGCCAUUUGUACCACAUUCAUUGCAUAAAGCAGUGGCUCCAGCACAAGAACGCCUGCCCGGUCUGUAAAUCCGCAGCAGCUGCCACUUCCACUCAUAAAGUCUGAUCAAGAAGAAUGCCUUCUCCUCCGGUAUGGCUGCUUUCGUGUUUCUUUUGUACAGUUUCUUGGAGUUCUUGAUUCGAAACCUUCAUUGUUUCUUUAGCUGGAUGAUUCUUUGGGGAUUUGGGGAAUAUCUUCAUGGUCUGUUUGGAUGUGGUCAUUUCAUUUGUAUAUUUUAUUCUGGGUUUUGUUCAUUGUUAGUUGUAUGACUUGUAGUUCUCAGAAUCAGCGGUUUCUGUUUCAAAAUGAGUUGAUUCUCGAGAGUCAAAUGGUUGAUCU